AUGCGGGCGCGGUGGCCCCGGAUGUGGAUGAAGUGGCGGUGGGUGGCGGUCGCUGCUCUGCUCGCCGUGAUCCUGCCGCCGUCCAACGCCACGCUCUCCCCUGCCGGCAUCAACUACGAAGUGGUGGCUCUGAUGGCCAUCAAGACGGAGCUGGAGGACCCCUACAACGUGCUCGACAACUGGGACAUAAACUCCGUCGACCCCUGCAGCUGGAGGAUGGUCACCUGCUCCUCCGACGGCUACGUCUCCGCCUUAGGACUGCCUAGCCAGAGCUUGUCCGGGAAGUUAUCACCCGGCAUCGGCAACCUCACCAAGCUGCAAUCUGUGCUGUUACAGAACAAUGCGAUUUCUGGCCCUAUUCCUGGUACGAUAGGAAGGCUGGGGAUGCUAAAGACUCUUGACAUGUCAGAUAACCAGCUCACGGGGAGUAUCCCAAGUUCGUUUGGAAAUCUCAAUAACCUCAAUUAUUUGAAGUUGAACAAUAAUAGCUUGUCUGGAGUUCUGCCUGAUUCACUUGCCAGCAUUGAUGGUUUUGCUCUCGUAGAUUUUUCGUUUAACAAUCUCAGUGGCCCAUUACCCAAGAUUUCUGCAAGAACCUUUAUCAUAGCUGGAAAUCCAAUGAUUUGUGGUAACAAGUCUGGAGGUAACUGCUCUUCUGUGUCACUUGACCCACUCUCUUACCCACCAGAUGAUCUGAAAACUCAGCCACAACAAGGCAUUGGAAAGAGCCAUCAUAUUGCUACAAUAUGUGGAGCAACUGUUGGUUCAGUAGCUUUUGUAGCUGUUGUAGUUGGUAUGCUUCUUUGGUGGCGUCAUAGGCGAAAUCAGCAGAUCUUUUUUGAUGUUAAUGAUCAAUAUGAUCCAGAAGUUUGUUUGGGCCAUCUGAAGCAGUAUGCUUUCAAGGAGCUCCAUGCAGCUACUAACAAUUUUAACUCAAAGAACAUCUUAGGUGAAGGUGGAUAUGGCAUAGUAUACAAGGGCUAUUUGCGUGAUGGCUCUGUUGUUGCUGUCAAAAGGCUGAAGGAUUAUAAUGCCGCCGGUGGGGAAGUUCAAUUCCAAACUGAAGUUGAAGUCAUAAGCUUGGCUGUUCAUCGGAAUCUCCUCCGUCUCAUUGGCUUCUGCACUACAGAGAGUGAGAGGUUACUUGUUUAUCCAUACAUGCCAAAUGGAAGUGUUGCUUCUCAAUUGCGGGAACAUAUUAAUGGCAAGCCAGCUCUAGACUGGUCAAGGAGGAAGAGGAUAGCACUAGGCACAGCACGGGGUCUGCUCUACCUUCAUGAGCAAUGCGAUCCAAAAAUAAUCCAUCGAGACGUAAAAGCCUCCAAUGUGCUUCUUGAUGAAUAUUUCGAAGCAAUUGUGGGAGAUUUUGGAUUGGCAAAACUCUUGGAUCACAGGGAGUCUCAUGUUACAACUGCAGUUCGUGGGACUGUCGGACAUAUAGCACCAGAGUAUCUGUCAACUGGCCAGUCAUCAGAGAAGACUGAUGUGUUUGGAUUUGGGGUUCUGUUAGUUGAGUUGAUCACUGGUCAGAAGGCGUUGGAUUUUGGAAGAGUAGCGAAUCAGAAGGGUGGAGUGCUCGACUGGGUUAAGAAACUUCAUCAAGAAAAGCAGCUAAGCAUGAUGGUGGACAAAGACUUGGGUAGCAACUACGACAGGGUUGAGUUGGAGGAAAUGGUUCAGGUGGCUUUGCUAUGCACACAAUACCAUCCAUCUCACCGACCCAGAAUGUCUGAGGUAAUCAGGAUGCUGGAAGGGGACGGGCUCGCAGAGAAAUGGGAAGCGUCGCAGAACGUGGACACACCAAAGUCCGAUGAGUCGGAGAUCUUACCUCCAAAGUACAUGGAUUUUGCCGCGGAUGAAUCCUCGCUUGGCCUAGAGGCCAUGGAGCUCUCUGGACCAAGGUGA
Molecule: messenger RNA, 1905 nt
Organism: Miscanthus lutarioriparius
Lineage: Eukaryota; Viridiplantae; Streptophyta; Magnoliopsida; Poales; Poaceae
Source: the annotation of a GenBank genome assembly